Nilaparvata lugens (brown planthopper) is the source of this 2877-nucleotide messenger RNA. RefSeq lists its product as uncharacterized. The record is from RefSeq and is a predicted model, not a curated record. Gene Ontology annotation, biological process: lipid metabolic process. NCBI's taxonomy places the organism in Eukaryota, Metazoa, Arthropoda, Insecta, Hemiptera, Delphacidae. The coding region runs from base 317 to 1264 and encodes 315 amino acids. Gene Ontology annotation, cellular component: membrane. The transcript has 6 exons. Gene Ontology annotation, molecular function: oxidoreductase activity, acting on the CH-CH group of donors.
UCUCGUCUGUUCUCUGCUGUCUGCUCUGCUCUGAAUGGUUUACUAUAUUUUGAUUCACUAUUCAAUUUGAAUAAUUCUUUCAGUAUUUUUACUUUACUUGUUAAUUAUCAAUCUCAUGGCUUUUAAAGCUGUAUCAUUUGUAUUUAAUACAGAUAAACUUAAUGUUUUUAGCAAAUUAUUUGAAACGAAAUACAGAAUGGGGUGUCUAAAAUACUCUUGUUAUUGAUGUAGGCUAAAUUAAUAUUCUAUCUUGGGAUUGCCAAGUUUAGUUCUUAUCCGGUUCAUUCAUCUUCGUUGGUGAAGGAGUACCAGUCCAAUGGCUGUAAAGAUUUUAGACGAAUCACACUUAGCCAUCAGUGCAAUAGUCACUGUGGCUAUGCAAUUGAUAUUCUUUGGAAUCGCCGCAGGCUACGAGUAUGAUAAAGUGGCUGAUUUCGCUGGAGGAACAAAUUUUAUUAUUAUCGCUCUUUUAACCUUCUUUCUUGGACAAAACUCAUUUAAACCGAGCUAUGAUAGUCGCCAGCUAAUGGUGACAGCGUUUGUGUGCCUGUGGGGAUUCCGGCUCUCCUGCUACCUUCUCUACCGCAUUGUGCAGAUCGGACGAGAUGCUAAAUUUGACGACAGACGGAGCAACACUAUUCGAUUUGCCGUCUUCUGGACGUUUCAGGCAAUCUGGGUGUUCGUGGUGAGCCUGCCUGUGAUUUUCAUCAACGCGCCGCACAAUUCGAUAUCUCGCGGAGCUCCCAAAACGAUGACACCACUCGACUCCACUGGCACCGGCAUGUUCUUCACCGGUCUCAUCAUCGAAACCUACGCCGACCUCCAGAAGUUCUCAUUUCGUCAAGAUCCGGCCAAUAAGGGCAAAUGGUGUAACGAUGGACUAUGGCAAAUGUCGAGGCAUCCGAAUUAUUUCGGUGAAAUUCUUUUGUGGUGGGGAAUAUUCGUGAUCUCGUUGAAUGUGAUCGAGGGAGAGGAGUGGGCCGUUAUUGCCAGUCCAUUGUUCACAACUCUCAUAAUUCUGUUCAUCUCUGGGAUGCCUCCUCUUGAGCGCUCCUCCGACUUCAAAUAUAGAAGCAAUCCAAAAUACCGUCUGUACAAGCAGUCAACAUCGCCACUGAUUCCCAUGCCACCAGCCAUCUACUCCGAGGUACCGGGUGGACUCAAGUGCUUCCUCUGCUUCGAGUUCCCGCUCUACAAUUGGCUGGACGAGAAAGAGCCGGCCCCGCCCCCCGUCGUAGUUCCAGCCAAUAGCAACGCGUCUUAGCAUCAACAGUCGGCGGUCGUCACUAGUGAACUGAUCCGCCUCAGUAAUGCCAACACUCCGCUGCUGAAUAGCACCAGCGUCUAGCCAGUAGCGCCAACUCAUCGAUACUUAAUAGCACUAGUGACCAUUAAGUAAUACCAACUUACCAAUACUUGAUAGCACUAUUGUGUAUGUUCUAAUGCCAACUUACCGUUACUGAAUAGCACUAGUGUCUAGGAAGUAAUGCCUACAUACCAGUACUAAAUAGUAGGUACUAGUGUUAAGUGUAUAAUGCCAAAAUUCAAAAGUUUGGUGGCCCUUUUCGAGGUGUAAAAAUGCCAAUAUUGAACAGCCCUAGCGGCUAGGAAGAAAUGCCAACUUACCAAUACUGAAUAGUAUUACUUGUCAAAUGAACAAUGCCAAAAUACAAAUCCAAAUGUAAAAGGUUGUUGGUCCGUUGCAAGGUGUAAACAUACUGAUAUAUAAUAUCACUAGUGCCUAGGAAGUAAUGCCAACAUACCAAUACUGUAUAGUACUAAUGUAAGGCAGUAAUGGAAAAAUGGUAGAGGUUGACCCGUUUUAUAACUAUACAACCUGUUUAAACAGGUCGGUCAUGAUCAGUUCUGUUGUGGCACAACUACAUGUGGAGAUGAAUAUUACUAACAGGUGAAACCUAUGAUUGAGGCAGCAGAGUCCCGUCCAAUUUGUUUAUUGGUUUCUUAGGACUAUCUCCUAGACCGAACAAUGAGACAGCAUCUGUAAAUGGUUUUUAAUAUUCAUACUUUUAUUUGAGGAGAAUUUUCUUAUGGCAUUUCAGCCAUUGAUUAAUGAGCCAGUACACCUUGAUCAAAAUAAAGAGGUCUGAACUAAGAAAUAGAAGACAUUUUGUUCAAUAACGAGUUCACGAUUUCAUAAAUAUUUUAUUUCUUUGCUUCCUUAUAUUACAGAUAAAUAUAUAUAAGUAGGCUACAGGCCAACUUCUUCCAUUGUACUAAUCUAGUCAGUUAUGGCAACAUACCAAUUAAUAGAUACGGUAUAGCACCAGUGAAGAUCUAUUCACUUCCUUUCAUUGUACUGAGUGGUAGCUUGAGUAGGCCUAUUAUUUUCCCAUUUUCAUUUUUACCAGUAAUCUGGAGAAUCAAUAUGAAUAAUUCAUUCUGUUUUAAUUAAUAUAGGUAAGUAUUGUGAUGUGUUGAAACAUGAUUACCGUCGACCGGGGUGACUUUGUCCCACCUCGCGGAAAAAUAUUCAAAUCAGUCAGACAUUCAAAUAUUAAAUCUCCAAUCUAUGUUAUCCGAAAUCGAUUUUCAACAUUGAUAGCCGUAGCUCUGAUUAUUAUCGAGGUUCUACAAUCGAUAUCUUGAUAUAUUAGUUGAAUUAUCGACAUAAAACAAAACUGCUUGCUUCAUAUUGUGAUUUCGUUGUCGGAAAACUUCCUAUUAGAAAACCUAUUUCUGAAAGAUUCAUGAUAUCGGCGAGUUCAUAUUAGUUUGACCUUUUUAUUAUAUUUCAAUUGGAAUAUCUAUUAAUAUCUACAGUUGAACUGGUUAUUACCAGUUAAAUAGAACGAGGUCACUUUAAGGCUAAACUUGGGGUGACUUUGUCCCAGUAUAAAAAUUGCGAAAUUAUACAAA